UACAAUUCCAGAACGACCUUUUACUUUGACCAAUUAGGAACCUGGAUGCGAGAGGGAGGCGGUUCUGAUGCAGAGGAGAUGUGAUUAAGUCGAAGGAGCGCAAUUUAAACCUGCUAUACUGGCUACAUCAGCAGAGCGAGACAGAGCGACAGAGAAAGGGGAAGAGCGAGACACGACAGGGAGAGAGGGGCAUAGAUAUAGAGCGAGACCAGCAUUGUCAUCCUCACAGAACGAGACUGCACUUUCCAACAGGGUAGAGAUAAUGAGAGCAACACUUCGACUUCCUCUAUACGACCGGAGCUCCGAGAAGCGAUGAAAACAGGAAUGUUCGGACUUUAAAGACUUACAGCUUAUACUGGACAGUAUUUUAAAGUGAUUUUCUCUCAAUCGAGACCUGCACCUGAAGCUGCAUUAUCUCAGGGCAACAGUAUUCUGUAAGGAAGCAUCACAGAAUCUGCACUUAAAUGUGCUACAAAAAUACAUAAAUAAAUAAAUAAAUAAAUAAACAAAACAAAAAGAAAAGCACGUUUCUGUUGCCUAAACUAAUGCACCACUAAAGACUGAACUGAAGAUUCCUGGGAUGCGUUUGGGAUUUUAGUUUACUUUAUUAGUUUCUUUUAAAAUCUUUUACUUAUUUGUUGGUAUUUUUUCUAUGUACGUACUUUUUAUUACAGCUUCUAUAUGAAUGCAGCUUUCAGCCCGUCUCUAAUGAUGAUGCAGCGCCCUCUGGGAAGCACCACAGCCUUCAGCAUUGACUCCCUCAUAGGCGGUCCGCCCCAGCCCAGUCCGGGUCACUUCGUGUAUACCGGCUACCCCAUGUUCAUGCCUUACCGCCCGGUGGUGCUGCCCCCGCCGCCACCUCCGCCUCCGGUCCUGUCUCAGUCGUCUCUGCAGCCGGGUCUACCCCCUGUGCACCCCCAUCACCAGAUCCCGAGCUUGCCCAGCGGUUUCUGUUCCAGUUUGGCACAGGGCAUGGCUCUCACUUCCGCCUUGAUGGCCACGCUGCCCGGCGGCUUCUCGGCUUCUCCACAGCACCAGGAGGCGGCGAGGAAGUUCGGGUCUCCGACCCUCCAGGCUGUGUUCGAAAAAUCUGAAGAGAUUCGGCAAGAUGGUGAAGACGGCAAGACGUUUCUCAACAAGGAAGCCUCGGUAUUAUCACCAUUCCAAGCGUCCGAACCCGUGCAGUCAUCUAUCGCCAGAGCGCAGGGCAAAGAUGAUUCCAAGGACGACCAGUGCAACAGAAAGGAUGAGAGUUUCUGCAUGGACAGUGAUUUAGACUACAGCUCUGAUGAUAACCUGGCAAACCAGACGCACGGUCAGAAGGACGAGGGGGACCCAAACAGCGGUCUGGAGGAGAACCUCCACGGCUCCAGCGGCACGAGCAGCACCACGUCAACUGGCAAAAACAGGAGGCGGAGGACAGCUUUUACCAGCGAACAGCUUCUGGAACUGGAGAAAGAAUUUCACUGCAAAAAAUACCUGUCCCUCACGGAGCGCUCGCAGAUUGCACACGCCCUCAAGCUCAGCGAGGUCCAGGUCAAGAUCUGGUUCCAAAACAGAAGGGCCAAGUGGAAGCGCGUCAAAGCCGGCAAUGUCAACUCCAAAACCGGCGAACCCUCCAGGAAUCCAAAAAUCGUGGUCCCCAUCCCAGUGCACGUCAGCCGGUUUGCUAUUCGAAGUCAGCACCAACAGAUGGAGCAAGCCCGUCCCUGAGUAUCUAUAUGCCUAUAAACACUUCGGUGUAAGGACAGGGUGGGGUUGUCUAUUCAAAAUAAUACAAUAAUAAUAUAAUAAUAAAAAAGAAUAAAUAACAAUAUUAAAAUAAAUAAAAGAAAAACUGAAGAAAUAAAAAAAAACAUUAUAAAGCAAAUGUGAGAGUUUAUUAAAUAAAAAUACCUUUAUUAUGACUUUUUUGUGAGAUACGAGGAUCUAAAUUGAAGAACUUAAUAUUUAUUAAAAAAAAAAAAAAAAAAAGUGUUGAUAUGACAGUAUAUUGACUGGUGUGUGACCAAAAAAACACAAACUAACCUUCUAUUGUACAUUCCUGAAGAUACAUAAGAAAGACCACGGACAGCUGAAGAUCCAUAGAAUUUAACAUGUUUGAAUUUUCCUUUUAAUUUCAGCAAGUUUUCAAAAAUGAUGACGGCUAAAAACUUUUCAAUUUGUGAAGUCCAGGUGGCUGGUUUUGAUUUGGCUCCCACCCCCUUGUAAAAUAAUGAUUUUGAAGCUCAUGAAACGUGACACAACGAAAGCACACGGUGUUAAUUUAUUUUCCUUUUGUGAAAAUGUAGCUUACUUCUUACAUAAGUUAUAAAGCGUUUUAUUAAAAAAAAGUCUUGUGAAUAAAACUGAUCAGCAAUUAUGUAAAUAACAA
Messenger RNA from Acipenser ruthenus (sterlet), 2374 nucleotides. RefSeq names its product homeobox protein GBX-2-like. Gene Ontology annotation, molecular function: RNA polymerase II transcription regulatory region sequence-specific DNA binding; DNA-binding transcription factor activity, RNA polymerase II-specific. The record is from RefSeq and is a predicted model, not a curated record. Bases 682 to 1713 code for a protein of 343 amino acids. Gene Ontology annotation, biological process: regulation of nervous system development; regulation of transcription by RNA polymerase II. Lineage: Eukaryota; Metazoa; Chordata; Actinopteri; Acipenseriformes; Acipenseridae. The transcript has 2 exons. Gene Ontology annotation, cellular component: nucleus.